AUAAAAGCUGCGCCCCGCGCGCGUCUCGGGCGUCGUCUUCCUUCCUUUGCGUAGCUGUUUCUUUCUCUGAGACCUGUGACUCGGCCCUGCUGAUAGCAAGAUGUCUUCAGGAAAUGCAAAAAUUGGGCAUCCUGCCCCCAACUUCAAAGCCACAGCUGUUAUGCCAGAUGGCCAAUUCAAAGAUAUCAGCCUAAGUGAUUACAAAGGUAAUGUCUCUUGCUAUAGGGUUAAUACACCCAAGAAACAAGGAGGAUUGGGACCUAUGAACAUUCCUUUGGUAUCAGAUCCCAAGCACAGUAUUGCUCAGGAUUAUGGAGUCUUAAAGGCUGAUGAAGGUAUCUCUUUCAGGGGCCUCUUUAUUAUUGAUGAUAAAGGUAUCCUUCGACAGAUCACUGUAAAUGAUCUUCCUGUUGGCCGCUCUGUGGACGAGACUCUGAGACUAGUUCAGGCCUUCCAGUUCACUGACAAACAUGGUGAAGUGUGCCCAGCCGGCUGGAAACCUGGCAGCGAUACCAUCAAGCCUGAUGUCCAAAAGAGCAAAGAAUAUUUCUCUAAGCAGAAGUGAGCACUGGACCAUUUUUCUGCCAGGCUCCAUUGGGCAGCCAGAAGAAAAUCUCUUGUACUCUAUUCAUGCUUAAAAACAAAACUUGGUGUCAUCCAAGACAUGCCUUUCCUACAGAGCUGGGGGUUGGGAGUUGGCCUUUCUUCCACUGUGGGGAAUGGCCUGAGCUGUGUUGUGGGUAGACUAUAUGAUAAACCUGUUGGAGAAAUCAGCCUGUUCUUUUUGUAGUAUCUAUUAAACUUGAAAAUGUGAGGA
Messenger RNA from Microtus ochrogaster (prairie vole), 817 nucleotides. It is a transcript of the gene Prdx1, whose product is annotated as peroxiredoxin 1. Gene Ontology annotation, biological process: cell redox homeostasis; leukocyte activation; hydrogen peroxide catabolic process. NCBI's taxonomy places the organism in Eukaryota, Metazoa, Chordata, Mammalia, Rodentia, Cricetidae. The transcript has 6 exons. The coding region runs from base 101 to 565 and encodes 154 amino acids. Gene Ontology annotation, cellular component: cytosol. The record is from RefSeq and is a predicted model, not a curated record. Gene Ontology annotation, molecular function: thioredoxin peroxidase activity.